Molecule: messenger RNA, 2202 nt
Organism: Megalops cyprinoides (Indo-Pacific tarpon)
Lineage: Eukaryota; Metazoa; Chordata; Actinopteri; Elopiformes; Megalopidae
Gene: flot2a
Product: flotillin 2a
Exons: 11
Coding region: 882-2168 (428 amino acids)
Biological process (GO): protein localization to plasma membrane; regulation of myoblast differentiation
Cellular component (GO): plasma membrane
Source: RefSeq, a predicted model, not a curated record
AUGAAACUUAAUUAGCGAGGUGAAAGAUGAACUGGAAACCAAGCCACCAUACACAGUAGAUUCCCAGAAGCAGAAUGAGAAACACUGAAGCAGACUGGGAACUACAUUUGUGGACUACUAUGCUACCUCUGGGGAAAUUGCAGUUAUAUGUUCUUUAGGUUGCAAAGAAUCGAGCUUUUGUCCGAUCUUAUUUUUGUCUAUUAGGCAUCUGUCUGACUCGUGCCGGAUGUAAGUCUUAAAUUCUGUGAAAUGUGUCAUUGCUACCGACUCCACUGCCUCGAAUGUCACACAGCUGACAUGAACAGAGACUCCCUUCUCCAUUCACCAGCUGGACAGCGCCCAUCUCUGCCCCAUUUUCAUUGCCGGGAAAUCCAAUCACAUCAUACAGCGGAGUAGUUUAGCAUAGAUUUUGUACAUGGCAACGAGAUAUACAACUUGUGCGCUUUUCCAGGUUUCAGAACGGGAACUGGGUUAUUACAGUUAGCAAACCCCCGUCUUGUCUUUCUGAUAACAUCGAGCAAGGAAUUAUUUUGUACAAAACAAGCCUAAUUACGUGUAGAAACGCCGCUGCAGUUCAAGAUGGCAUCUGCUGGGGAAAAUUGCGUGUGUUCAAACGUUACAAACACGCCCCCUCCAUGAAGCUGAGGAUGGGAAUGAGAAGGGAGUGAACAGCCUUCUUUACGAGUCUUUGGGGCGUUACGCAGCUGUGUUGUGGAAAGUUACGUCACGCGGGGUUGUUAAGGGCGGAGGCAAAGAAGCUACGGAGCCAGGAGUGUUUGUAGCAAAGGGGACAAUUAUAGUCGGAGCAAAGCUGUCGCCAGCCGUUACGAAGAAGAAACCGCUGGCCAACUGCGUGUUAACUGCGCCAAAAAUAGCGUAAAAUGGGUAACUGCCAUACCGUUGGACCAAAUGAAGCCCUCGUGGUCUCAGGUGGCUGCUGCGGUUCAGACCAGAAGACGUAUAUGGUGGGAGGCUGGGCGUGGGCGUGGUGGCUAAUCUCAGACAUUCAAAAACUGUCUCUGGAGAUUAUGACCAUCCUCUGUCGCUGCGAGAAUAUCGAAACCUCGGAGGGUGUCCCCUUGGAUGUUACAGGGGUCGCUCAGGUGAAAGUCAUGACUGACAAUGAGCUGCUGGCUGUUGCCUGUGAGCAGUUCCUGGGGAAGUCGGUCACGGAAAUCAAAAGCGUGGUGUUGCAAACCUUGGAGGGACAUCUGCGCUCCAUCCUGGGCACCCUGACGGUGGAGCAGAUCUACCAGGACAGGGACCAGUUUGCCAGGCUGGUGCGGGAGGUGGCGGCUCCGGACGUGGGGCGCAUGGGCAUUGAGAUCCUCAGCUUCACCAUCAAGGAUGUGUACGACAAGGUGGAGUACCUGAGCUCCCUGGGGAAGACCCAGACGGCCGCGGUCCAGAGGGACGCAGACAUCGGAGUGGCAGAAGCUGAGAGGGAUGCAGGAAUCAGGGAAGCUGAGUGUAAGAAAGAAAUGAUGGAUAUCAAGUUUCAGGCUGACACCAAGAUGGCAGACUCCAAGCGAGAGCUGGAGAUGCAGAAAGCUGCUUUCAACCAAGAAGUGAACACAAAGAAAGCAGAGGCUCAGCUGGCCUACGAGCUGCAGGCGGCCAAGGAGCAGCAGAAGAUCCGGCUGGAGGAGAUCGAGAUCGAGGUGGUGCAGCGGAAGAAGCAGAUCACCAUCGAGGAGAAGGAGAUCCUCAGGACCGACAAGGAGCUCAUCGCCACGGUGAAGAGGCCCGCCGAGGCGGAGGCCUACAAGAUGCAGCAGCUGGCCGAGGGACAGAAGAUCAAGAAAGUGCUGACUGCUCAGGCCGAGGCAGAGAAGAUCCGGCGGAUAGGCGAGGCAGAGGCAGCCUCCAUCGAGGCCGUGGGGAAAGCCGAGGCCGAGAAGAUGAGGCUGAAAGCAGAGGCGUACCAGCAGUACGGAGAGGCAGCCAAGACCGCGCUUGUCCUGGAGGCCCUGCCAAAGAUUGCUGGCAAGGUGGCUGCCCCCUUGGCCCGGACCAAUGAGAUCGUUAUCUUGAGUGGGGAUGGAAACCGUGUGACUGGGGAGGUGAACCGCCUACUAGCCGAGCUUCCUGUGUCUGUCAACGCCCUGACCGGGGUGGACCUGUCAAAGAUCCCCUUACUGCAGAAGAUGACCAAUCCUCAAGCAUAAAAACAAUCGCCGCCCUCUUUACUCAAAAUCGUCU